Molecule: messenger RNA, 2716 nt
Organism: Papaver somniferum (opium poppy)
Lineage: Eukaryota; Viridiplantae; Streptophyta; Magnoliopsida; Ranunculales; Papaveraceae
Product: protein indeterminate-domain 2-like
Exons: 4
Coding region: 483-2078 (531 amino acids)
Cellular component (GO): nucleus
Molecular function (GO): DNA-binding transcription factor activity
Source: RefSeq, a predicted model, not a curated record
AUUCCUCAAGAAGCUAAAAAAAGGUAAAAAAAAAGAUAAUUCAGAGCCGCCUUAUUACAUGAUAAUCAAUCCAGCUGCUGUAGUGUCCUAGUAGAAAUCGAAUUGUGUUUCUUUCUCUUUUGUCUGAGACUAGGGUUUCAUUUUAAACGUCUCUGCUGAUUCUUAUUCCAAGUAACAAAGUUUAGUAAAGUUUCUUUGAGUUGCAGAAGAGUGUAAACAUUAAUGGGGUUGGUUGAAAAAAAUGGAGUGACUUUUAGCAGUUUAUAGAGAAAUUCAAUCUAAAUAUCUUCUGGGUUGCUUUUAAAUUUAUUGAAUUUCUAUAAAUUUUGGUAGCUGAGGGACUGCUGAUUAGUGGUUAGAGAUUGGGUUCAAUGUUAAAGCUUCUGUUUCUAGUUAGGGUUUUGGUUUUUAGGAUGUAGGAGCAACCAAAAUUGAAGGUAUUAGAAGAAUCAGAGUUUGAGAUCCGUAGAGUUGAAGGAAAUAUGCCGGUUGAUUUAGAGAAUUCGUCUGCUAUGAGUGUUUCUACAGUUUCUGGAGAAGCUAGUGUUUCUUCAUCUGGGAAUCAAACAGGAGUCGCACCAGCUUCAACGGUUGUAAAGAAAAAGAGAAAUCUCCCUGGCAUGCCUGAUCCAAAUGCAGAGGUACUUGCUUUAUCACCAAAAACACUAAUGGCCACAAACAGAUUUGUAUGUGAGAUCUGUAAUAAAGGUUUCCAACGUGAUCAAAAUCUACAACUACAUCGACGAGGUCAUAAUCUACCAUGGAAACUUCGACAAAGAACAAAUAAAGAGAUACGGAAACGUGUUUAUGUCUGUCCUGAACCUUCUUGUGUUCAUCAUGAUCCAACUAGAGCAUUAGGUGAUCUUACUGGAAUUAAGAAACAUUUCUGUCGGAAACAUGGGGAGAAGAAGUAUAAAUGUGAUAAGUGUUCCAAGAAAUAUGCUGUUCAAUCUGAUUGGAAAGCUCAUCAAAAAACUUGUGGUACUAAAGAGUAUAAGUGUGCUUGUGGAACCCUUUUCUCCAGGAGGGAUAGUUUCAUAACACACAGAGCUUUUUGUGAUGCCUUAGCUGAGGAGGCUGCUAAAGUUCAUACAAUUCUUCCCAAUUCUAAACCUGAAGAAGUGGUUUCAAUUUCAUUUGUAAAGCCUAAAGCGGUUGUUUCAUCACCACCACCACCUCUAUCACCUCUUCCGCUUACUCCUCCUCCCCCACCUCCUCCUCCAGCAAUGGAUGUGUUACCAGAGUAUGAUCAAAUCCCAGAGCUACCAAAGAAGUCUACUGGAAUCCUGCAACAAAUUCCUCCGUCGACAUGUGUUAAUGGAAGUACUAGCAGUAGUAGCUCAUCCAGUAAUCUUAGUCGCAGUAACGGUUUGUUUGAGAGUAUCUUUUCAUCUUCGACAAUGGCUGGUCUGCAACCCCAAACUUCUGCAUUUUCUAAUAUAAUUUGUGGGAUGUCACACUCGGACCGUCCGAGUAAUGUUGCAACAGCUUCAGGUGCAGAACCAACAUCCCUCUGUCUGGCAACGAAUGGCGGGUCGACAUUAUUUGCGCCUCUCGGGCAAGAUCGUCACCAGUAUGCUCCAUCUCCACAACCAACAAUGUCUGCCACUGCUUUACUUCAAAAGGCAGCACAAAUGGGUGCUGCUGCCACUAAUGCAUCCUUGUUGCGUGGGUUUGGGAUAUCAAAUUCAUCUACUGGGUGUGAGCAAGAAGCUCUAAAUUGGAGUCAUCCGAUCGAUAAUGAGCCUGGUCCUCCAGCAUCUGGUCUUGGGAUAAGUCAUCCAUGUGAUGGGGGAGGUUUUCCAUGCGAUGGGGCAUCCAGUUUAACCGAACUUAUGAUGGGUCCAUCGUCGCUAUUUGGGCAGAGACCUACAACUCUUGAUCUUCUUGGGUUGGGACUAGGUGUGGGUGGUGGUGGUGCCUCUAAAGGUGGACUUUCCGCUUUAAUUACAUCAAUUGGUGGUGGUGGUGGUGGUUUUGACAUGGCAACUGCAGCAUUUGGAGGUGGGAAUUUGUUAGAGAGGGCAUGGGAGACGGACGACAGGAAGACUAAUACCUCCUCCGCUGCAUUGCCAUAGAGAUUUACAGUGUCUAGGGUGUACUUUGUGCAAAGGAAGACUGAUGCGUCUGCAUCAAAUUGGAGAUAUGAAAGGUCACAAAUUUUGUUUGUUCUUGAAGUUCAUUGUAUGACCAAAGGAUUUCGGUAGCUAAAAGAGAGGUCUGGUUUGUAAUGAUGUACAGGUGUUGGCCUUAUUUUCUCUAGUUGUAAACAAAUAGAUAUGCAAAAGAUAUUUCAAGCAGCGUUUGUGCCUGAUUUUGGAGCUGUUCAUUUUUUUUCACCCCAAGGUAUGCAGUGCAGGGGUUCAUGGUGAUUUAAGCUCAAUUUUGAACAAUGCUGCUGUUCAGAACAAAUGCUUCAGUAACCAGAGGGUAAUGAGGCAUUCAAACGGAUAUUGGCGCACGACAUAGCGUAGUAAUUACGACCCCACACCCGUAUGAACACGAUUGGUUGUUCUCUGCCAUCAGUAUCUCUAUCUGGAUCCAAAUGUCUUCUUGCUCUUCACCAUAUUUGGUGAUCAAGAUGUAAAAGGAUAGGUACAUUCCACCUACAUUAUUAUUAAAGCAUAUCUGCAUCACCAUGCAUGUCUUUCAUAUUUAAAAUGAAACAGUUGAACGGGUCCAUCAAAACCUAAAAGAAGACAGGUUCAAAGCACCA